AGGAGUUUCAUUCAUGUGUCAGGCGCACCACGAGCAGCUCUCAGCGCAUCUCACUCACUCCAGCAGCUGUAACUCCACACUUCACUCCAGCAAUGGCCAACGCAGGGCUGCAGCUCCUCGGCUACACUUUGGCUUUUCUGGGUCUCCUGGGACUCGUCGCAUCCACGGCCAUGGCCGAGUGGAAGAUGUCCUCAUACGCCGGAGACAACAUCAUCACCGCGCAGGCCAUGUAUGAGGGGCUCUGGCGCUCCUGUGUGUAUCAGAGCACCGGACAGAUGCAGUGCAAAGUCUAUGACUCCUUACUGCAGCUGCCAGGAGAGGUUCAGGCGUCUCGCGGUUUCAUGAUCACCUCCAUCUUCCUGUGCGGCGUCGGACUGCUGGUCGCUGCCGUCGGCAUGAAGUGCACCACCUGCCUGUCUGACGAAAAAGAACAGAAGAACAAAGUGGCUGUGGCUGGAGGUGUUCUCUUCAUCAUCGCAGGGAUUUGUGCUCUUGUUGCCACCAGCUGGUAUGGAGAAAACAUAAGGAAGACGUUCUUUGAUCCAUUUACUCCUACAAAUGCAAGAUAUGAGUUCGGGAAGGCUCUGUACGUGGGCUGGGGCGCUUCGGCUCUGACCCUCAUCGGUGGGAUCAUGCUCUGCUGUAACUGUGCGUGUAAACCCGCCGGGAAAUCCUACCCGCCUCCUCGUGCGGCAGGACGACCGGGAACCGACCGCGUGUGAAUGCAGUCACAAACAGCUCAUGAACACUACAGCAUCCGUCUGCUAGUGAUGUGCCAAGCAGCUUUGGCUUCCUUGAUUUAUGAAUUGUUUUAUUACCAAAACUUCUCAUGGGGUAUUAAACCACUAUAUCAGCUCUAUCAAUGUGUUUCUUUGUCGAUAUUCAAUAAAAAUGUCUUGAUAGAUAAAUUUUCUGCACUGAUGUUAUUGAAAAAAAAACAUUAUUCAGUAAUAACUCUUGGCUUAAAGCUGAAGUGUCACUGGUUUCCUGAACAUGCUCCCAGUUUGCCAUUGGUCCGUCACACUGAUAGCUCCGCCCCAAACUCAAAUCAUUGGUUGAGUUGUUAGCUAUGAUUCAAUUCAAAGAUGCAAAUUAAACUUGUGUGAAAAAUUGGAAUAUCACAUAAAACAUUUGCAAAUAAAGCACUAUUUCCAUUCCUUGUGUUCAAGAGAACAAAAUCAUCACUUACUGGUAAAUGGUGCAAAUUAUCAUUAUUAAUAAAAAGUUGCUGCAUCCGGUAAAGACUGUGACCCCCCCCCCCACACACAUAAUAAAUGAA
Sinocyclocheilus anshuiensis is the source of this 1279-nucleotide messenger RNA. Its product is annotated as claudin-1-like. Gene Ontology annotation, molecular function: structural molecule activity. Gene Ontology annotation, cellular component: membrane; bicellular tight junction. The transcript is spliced from 4 exons. NCBI's taxonomy places the organism in Eukaryota, Metazoa, Chordata, Actinopteri, Cypriniformes, Cyprinidae. The coding region runs from base 93 to 722 and encodes 209 amino acids. The record is from RefSeq and is a predicted model, not a curated record.